Molecule: messenger RNA, 4355 nt
Organism: Diachasma alloeum
Lineage: Eukaryota; Metazoa; Arthropoda; Insecta; Hymenoptera; Braconidae
Gene: dnc
Product: cAMP-specific 3',5'-cyclic phosphodiesterase
Exons: 13
Coding region: 796-2883 (695 amino acids)
Biological process (GO): signal transduction
Cellular component (GO): nucleus; perinuclear region of cytoplasm; cytosol
Molecular function (GO): 3',5'-cyclic-AMP phosphodiesterase activity
Source: RefSeq, a predicted model, not a curated record
UCAAGGGUAAAACGGAACUGAUUAAACACUGAUAAAAACCUACUAAUCAUUAAAGAAAUCAUAACACGAGAAAAGAAACAAACUUUAACUUGAGCCAAAAAAUAAUCAAAGUUUUUCCUCUAAAAUUUCAAAAUUUUCCCUAAAUCAAUUGCACCGUUCCCUCGAAUUUCGUUAACCCCAAUAUCCAAACCCAUAACUGAAUUUCAUGGGUAAUUUUAACCCGACUUUUCUCCCCGUGCGGUCACCUCUACAUAGAACCUCGUCAGAAAAUUUGUGUCGCCGUGAGUCACAAGCGACUGAAAUAAAAUCCUCGUCCACAGACAUCUAAUUUUCUUUAUCUCGAGAAAACAGUAAAUUGGCAGAUGUAAAAAAAAAUUACCUGGGAGGUGUAUCCGUAAGCAGUCAGUAACUUUAUCACAAAGAGAUUAGAAUAUUCCGAGGCGCUCGAAGUCCCCAAGGAAGUGGAAAUGAAAAAUUUUGUGAAAAAACAAAUUACGAGGGAAUACACUCUGUCACAUUUCGAGGGGGCGAUUCCCACGGGAGAGAAUUACCAAAACUUUCCCCCAACAUUAUUGUAAUGGCUUGCCCCGGGGGGUGAGACAGAAAUUCAUUAUUAUUUGACCUGUUUGUUUUUCAAGGCUCUAAUUGAAAAUUCGCGAUGACUCACGUGUUCUGAGAUGAUAAAAUCGGCGAGGAAAAGGGGAAAGGCCAGUGCGACGAGGCACGUCCGGGAGAGAAUGAAAUGAGUGGUGAUACAGUUUGGUGUGAAAAGGGGGGAAUAUUUAAACGGGUGAUAUGAACAAUCAUCUUCAGGUGCCGGAGCUACGGCUACCGGCUGGCGAGGGUGGUGGUAAGUCAACGCCACCCCAGCCACUGCUCCUUGUGCCCGCAAGCAGUAUUCCCAGGAGACGGCAUUCUUGGAUAUGCGGUUUCGAUGUUGAGAAUGGAGGAGCCCUGGAAGGCGGCACCAGCGGUGGCGGUGGCGCGUCACCGAGUGCCGGUCUUGUAUUACAAACAUUGCCACAAAGGAGAGAAAGCUUUCUCUACAGAAGCGACAGUGACUUUGAAAUGUCACCCAAGUCCAUGUCAAGGAACAGCUCAAUUGCCAGUGAAAGGUUCAAAGAGACUGAGCCGCCAAUCGAGCGCGCGAUAUUUUCCGAUCAGUACAGCCAUGGCGAGGACCUCAUUGUUACGCCCUUCGCACAAAUCCUCGCGUCACUGCGAUCAGUCAGAAAUAAUUUCCUUUCCCUUACAAAUGUACCUACGUCCAAAUCCCGGAGGAGCAGCGGAGCUCAAGGCGGAAAUACACCACAGCCCCGGGCGAUUACCCCCGGAGAUGAAUCCUACAUGAAACUCGCUGUAGAAACAAUGGAGGAACUCGACUGGUGCUUGGACCAGUUAGAAACGAUUCAGACCCACCGCUCAGUCUCAGAUAUGGCAUCACUCAAGUUCAAGAGGAUGCUCAAUAAAGAACUGUCCCACUUCUCCGAGUCUUCCAAGUCUGGCAAUCAAAUAUCUGAGUACAUCUGCAGCACUUUCCUUGAUAAGCAACAAGAACUCGAUCUGCCAUCAUUGAGAAUUGAAGAUGCUGUUGCUGCAACAAGUGCUGAAACAAGAACAUCAAAGAAGAAAGAACGCACACAGCGUGGUCCCGCAGCAAUGUCGCACAUUAGCGGUGUAAAACGUCCUCUGACGCACACUAAUAGUUUCACUGGUGAACGGGUACCAAAUUAUGGAGUUGAAACACCCCACGAGGAGCAACUGGGCAAGGUACUCUCGGAUAUCGACAAAUGGGGAAUAGACAUAUUCAGAAUAGCCGAGCUCAGCAACAACCGACCAUUGACCUGCGUGGCCUACACAGCAUUUCAGAGUAGAGAUCUACUGAAAUCACUGGCAAUACCACCAAAAACAUUUGUCACAUUUAUGAUGACACUUGAGGAUCACUAUGUCAAGGACAAUCCCUUUCACAAUAGCCUUCAUGCAGCUGACGUCACACAAUCGACGCACACGCUGCUCAAUACACCGGCGCUAGAGUCGGUUUUUACACCCCUUGAAAUUACUGCGGCUCUGUUUGCUGCUACGAUACAUGACGUUGAUCAUCCGGGCCUCACCAAUCAGUUCCUCAUUAAUUCAAGCUCGGAACUGGCUCUCAUGUACAACGACGAAUCUGUCCUCGAGAAUCACCACUUGGCAGUGGCAUUCAAGCUACUGCAGAACGAGGGUUGUGACAUAUUUGCAAAUAUGACAAAAAAACAGCGUCAAACACUGCGAAAAAUGGUCAUAGACAUGGUGUUAUCGACUGACAUGUCCAAACACAUGUCUCUACUCGCCGAUCUCAAGACCAUGGUCGAGACAAAGAAAGUGGCAGGAUCUGGUGUUCUACUUCUAGACAAUUACACCGACAGAAUUCAAGUGCUCGAGAAUCUGGUGCACUGCGCCGAUCUCUCGAACCCGACGAAACCACUCGACUUGUACAGGAAAUGGGUUGCACUUCUCAUGGAGGAGUUCUUCCUACAAGGGGAUCGAGAGAGGGAGCAGAACAUGGACAUCAGCCCCAUGUGCGACAGACACAGUGCAACAAUCGAAAAAUCCCAAGUUGGUUUCAUCGAUUACAUAGUUCAUCCUCUUUGGGAGACCUGGGCGGAUCUAGUCCAUCCUGACGCACAGGAGAUUCUUGACACUCUUGAGGAGAACAGGGACUGGUAUCAGUCCAUGAUACCACCGUCACCACCGCCUGAUGACAGGAGUGGGGAUCAGUCGUCGGAUAGAAUUCAUUUUCAAGUGACCCUGGAAGAAGGCGAUGAAUCAGGGGAAAACGUAGACGACAGUGGAACUGAAGCUGAGGGCGAAGCAGGCGACGCCUCCAACGAUCCUGGAAUGUGACGGAAAUUGGCGGGUAUUUGCAAAAAGCUCCAUGAAAAAUUUCAGCAAACCUGGUGGCGUGUACACCAGUAAAUGCUUUUUUCCCUCUGCACGUCAUUGCUUCACUAGGAUUAAUGACGAUGUUUAAAAAAUACUUUGAUGCUGUCUCAAAUGGUCGUUGAAGUGGGUAAAACUGUCGGCUGGACCGAUCGACAAAAGCGACGUUAAUUUGGAAAAAAUGUCCUGUCGUGCACUGAAAUCACUUGCGAAUGCCGAAAAAUGUAGAGAGAAGUAGGAAAAAAAAAUGAGGUGGUCGGAGGGAGAAUCUCAGAUAAGUACCUGGAAGGUUUGGAAAUUAAUCAGAGAAGAAGGGGGAGAUGUUUUAAGAUUCUUAGUGUUUGAAAUCGUCGGAAUGUGAAAAGACGACAUAUCAAGCAGAAAAAUAAAGAGAAAUGAAAUUGUUAGUACCUAAUUCAGGUUGUUAUGGAUCUCAAGAAUGGGAGAAGAAUUGUUGCCAUCGACUCAGAAUUUCAAUUAUUUUGACGAGAAAUUUUUGAGCUUUUUUUCGAUUUUUCAUGUUCUCGGAAUGAUUUACAACUUGAGGAUAACGCUUGAGUCUUUUAUAUUAAGUAUUGAAUCUGUUGCAACAGAGCUGGCCUCUGUUAAGCUCGAAUAUAUUUUUUUUUAGAGUAAUUUCUUUGUUCACAUUCAGUCGAGAUAUCAAUUAGCCAUGAUUAAAGUUGUUUUAGACUUUGAAAUCACGUACAAUAAUGAUAACAUUCAAUUUUUUUAACCAAAGAGUAACGUUAACGUAGAAUUUUCAUUAAUUUAAUUUUUUCUCUCUCGUGUUUGUUUAGUUUUUAUCGAAUUGACUAGAGAAUUACGUACGUUGAAAGUGAUAAAAGUUAUUAAAGUUCGUGUUUUUUGGGAUAAAUUUAUUGCCAUUGAUACAAUCAUUCAGAUACACAGGAAUUACUUUCCAUCCAGUAUGCACGAAUAUCGAUAGUAUCUGGUAUUUUUUUUUAAUAAUAAAAUGGGAAUGGAGCAGAAAACGUUGAGAAAACUGUUGAGUCGAUGUGUUUGUAUCGAAGGAGAAAAGAUCACAAAAGUAAAGUGAACAAGACUCAAAUCGUCUCGAUUAUGAUAUAAAUAAAUAGUGAUAAAUUUAAUUGUACUAUAGCUGACAAGUACGAGUGUGAAAAUGAGAUGAAAAAACAACCCAAGUCGUUUUAACUUCUGUAAUUUGUGUCAUAAAUAGCGAGAAACAGUUUGAGUUGGUGAGAUAACAAAAUUUGAUGAAAGAAAAUAAUAACCGAAAUAAGGAUGCAAUGAGGAGUGAAUGUGGAUGUUUGGUGCUGGCCACCAAGUCUAGGGUACAUUAUUUAAGGUCUAUAAUUACGGAUAGAAGUUAAACAACUAAUUUAUCAAUGAUGAAAGACAUUAAACAAUCCUCCAAUGCAUGAAGAAUUAAAAUAAGAAAGAAACAAAAAUUA